GCCUGCGCAGUGGAGUCGGCUCGCGGAGGACUGGGCGCCGACACCGCCUGAGAAGGAAGCGGAGUUUCCGGCUGCUUUCUACGGAGGGAGAGGAGUUCUGACGCCGCGGAACACCACAGAAAAAGCCGCUAGCUUCCAAGAACUCGUACGGGCACUUUGAGAAAAAGGCCUUCUUUCUUCCUUUUCGGAAAAGGUGUUGUUGAAUUCCGGCCACAGUGCUCGGGCGGUGAGGAGAGACGAGGGGACGAACGACGGAAAGGCGGGGGUGACCCACCAGCGACCGGCAUGGCGAGGGACUACGACUACCUUUUCAAGCUGCUCAUCAUCGGUGACAGCGGUGUGGGGAAGAGCAGUCUCCUCUUGCGGUUUGCAGACAACACGUUUUCAGGUAGCUACAUCACCACGAUUGGGGUCGACUUCAAGAUCCGGACAGUGGAGAUCAAUGGGGAGAAAGUGAAGCUGCAGAUCUGGGACACGGCGGGCCAGGAGCGCUUCCGCACCAUCACCUCCACGUACUACCGAGGGACACAUGGGGUAAUUGUGGUAUAUGAUGUCACCAGCGCAGAGUCUUUCGUCAACGUCAAACGGUGGCUGCACGAAAUCAACCAGAACUGCGACGACGUGUGCCGAAUAUUGGUGGGCAACAAGAAUGACGACCCCAACUCCAAGGUGGUGGAGACGAACGAUGCUCAGAAGUUUGCAGAGCAGAUGGGCAUCCGCCUCUUUGAGACCAGUGCCAAGGAGAACGUCAAUGUGGAGGAGAUGUUCAACUGCAUCACGGAACUGGUGCUGAAAGCCAAGAAAGAGGUGGUUGCCAAGCAACAGCAGCAGCAACAGAACGACGUGGUCAGACUGACCAAGAACAGUAAACGGAAGAAGAAAUGCUGCUAACCAAGUGGUUCCAAGAACAAAACACACACAAACGUGCGCGCGCACACACGAUCGCACACACCGAUGACAACAGCGACAUCAAGUAAUUGUGGAAUAGGACUCAAGAAAACUAAAUUAAUUUCUUUAAUUUUUGAGAAAUAAAAUGGAAAAAGUCCCUUUUGGACAGAUGAAUCAAAGACUUUGAGAAAUGUACAGAUUUUAUUAGGAGAGGCGGAGCCACUUUUAUUCGGAGCAGUUAUGUGAUGUUAUUUAAUUAAGAUUCUUCCACGUUAGGGGAGGAUCUCAAAGCUCAGAUCUAUAUCUGCAGAUACAUUCUUCAUCAGCACCUCUUUUCUUCUUAUUCCACACCAUGCAGGACUCUGCACCUGGAGAGAAGGACGUGUUUGUGUUUGUAUUUUUUUAUGGGUCAUUUCUGGGCUGGGUUGC
Scleropages formosus (Asian bonytongue) is the source of this 1317-nucleotide messenger RNA. It is a transcript of the gene rab35b, whose product is annotated as RAB35, member RAS oncogene family b. The coding region runs from base 286 to 891 and encodes 201 amino acids. Gene Ontology annotation, molecular function: GTPase activity; GTP binding. The transcript is spliced from 6 exons. The record is from RefSeq and is a predicted model, not a curated record. Lineage: Eukaryota; Metazoa; Chordata; Actinopteri; Osteoglossiformes; Osteoglossidae.